Oncorhynchus keta (chum salmon) is the source of this 4087-nucleotide messenger RNA. RefSeq lists its product as uncharacterized. Gene Ontology annotation, molecular function: protein binding. The record is from RefSeq and is a predicted model, not a curated record. Bases 128 to 1978 code for a protein of 616 amino acids. NCBI's taxonomy places the organism in Eukaryota, Metazoa, Chordata, Actinopteri, Salmoniformes, Salmonidae. The transcript is spliced from 7 exons.
UAAAGCAAAUAGCAACAUAAAAGACACUUUAGGAGAUCCUCGAACGGAAUAAUUUACUGUAGCCGAUUGGUUGAAAUGUCCAUGAGCUUAAUAGUAUAUAUUUGUAUUACCAAUACUACGGGAAAGAAUGAUGAAAUAUCUCUUGAUUAUUUAUCUAUGGACGCCAGUUGUCUCACAUGGGUCCAGUGUAGGAUGUCCUGAAGGAGUUCAUUUUAACUCUGUGAACCUGAGGAACAUUGCAAAGUGGCAUCCUGGGAAAGACACACCAAAUGACACACAUUACACAGUGGAGUAUGCAAUUUAUGGUGACAGAAUUGAUAGUGGGGCGACACAGGUGCGCUGGAGGGUGAAGAACCAGUGCAGAGGCAUCCCUCAGACCCGGUGUGAUCUAUCCAAUGAGACCACUGACCUGGAUGAAGGCUACUUUGCCAGAGUCAAGGCUGUGGGCACAAACCUAUCCUCCAAAUGGUCAUUCACGGAAAAGAGGUUUGACCCCAAAGCUGACACAACCUUUGGACCACCACUUGUAAAACUUGUGGUGAAGGAGAAUAGUGUUACUGUCAAGCUGAAGGGUCCAAUGAGAUGGAAGACUGGAAACAUGACAAAAGAGUACUCCUUGUUGAAAAUAUACCCUCAGAUGACAUACAACCUCUCUGUGUACGACAACAGAAGCAACAAAACGCAUCACUUCACUGUGGAAAACCGAUCCUUUGAAUAUGGGUUGCUUGCCUAUGAAACCCAGUAUUGUUUCUCUGCUAAUUCCCAGGUCCUGUCACUUCCUAUACCUUGGCAUGCCUCUGAAUGGCAGUGCCUAACAACCCCAAAGGAUCCCUUCUACGAUCAGCUGCUACUGAUGCUGAUGGGAGCCGUUGUACCAUCAGUUAUCUGCCUUUUCAUCCUGAUCCUGGCUGGAUGCUUUUUCUACCACUUUAUCUGUGCUAAUAAACAGAAAAGUCCCCCUUUCCUGAAAAUAUUGGACCUUCAAAACCCACCGCAGACUUUCUGUCCUGAGCAUACUGUGACAGUGAAUGUGGUACUGGUCAACAUUGCCAAGCCCAUGGAAUUGAUAACUAUAAAGCCUAACAACAUCCCUGCCCUGAUCCACCAAACAGAGUGGGAGCUCGAACUACCCUACACUUCCCAGCAAGCCCCUGGCAUAGAACCUCCAAAGGAGGGAUCAUGUGAGGAUGAAUUCGGUGAGGCCCAACCUGAACCUCUAGACUAUGGCUUCGUUGGAGCGGCCCCAGAGAUGCCGGAAGUAAGAGAAAGUGAGGCAUCUGACAUUGAGAAAACCCGGCCCCUGCGUCUCAGCCAGGUCAACCCGUACAUAGCACAGAGAUGUGCACCAGGUUCACAGGAGCCUGUGGAGAAUGUUUUGACUGGGAUGUGUUUAGACAUGGACCCCAAGACAGGGCUCUUUAGAAUGCCACUGCUGUCUGAUAUAAAGCUGGGGGUGGAGAGCACAAGUUACAAAGAGCCUGAUCAGAUGGGUCCCUACGCACCACAGCACGUUUCUGUCAGAGAGACUACUGAGGUGGACCUGUGGGGAGACAAAGCUGAAGGGCCCCAAAGUUACCCCUCAGAUUACGGCUUCGUGGGAGCAGCCCCAAAGCAGCAGAUGGUGCCAACAAAGUACCAGACGCGGUCUAACAGGAGGGAUAAUCAGCCCCUGCUGCUAGCCCAGGUCAACCUGUACAGAAGCCAGAGGCAAGCUCUGUUUCCACAGGAGUCUGAGGAAGAGGAUGGAUUAGGUGGUGGUAACUGUGUUGACUGGAGCCCUACAACAGGGAUCCUCCAGAUGCCUUUGCUCUCCAAGCCUAUUCCAGAAGUGGAGGGAGCGAGGAAGGACAGGGAGUCAGAGCAGUUGGAGAUCUUACCCAGUGUGUUAGUGAGGCAAUCCUCAGAGGAGAGUGAGGGUGAGAGUGACCUGACUAAACUACAGAAUAUCUGGAGUCUACAGAUCAACAUGGAGGACUAACCUAUUAGACAGUUAACCUAUUGGACACUUAACCUAUCAGACAGUUAACCUAUUGGACACUUAACCUAUCAGACAGUUAACCUAUUGGACACUUAACCUAUCGGACAGUUAACCUAUUGGGUACUUAACCUAUCAGACAGUUAACCUAUUGGACACACAUUAUUACAGCAAAACAGUGUGUUUAACGUAUGUGGAAGAAUAAUUCAGAUUGCUGUUUGUACCAUUUGAUUCAGUUGACAAAUCAAAUGAAGGACAUCGUUUUAACUAAUCCAAAAUGCUUGGUGAAUGCAUCAGCAAUGUGAUUGUAACUAAUUUAUUUUUUAGGUUUUGUUUACUUUAUACCUUUUAUCCAUACUUUUCUACUAACUUAUCACGAUUGAUGAAUUGCCAGAGCUUUUUUUGUACAAUUUAAUUCAAAGUUUAUAUGAAGGCACAUGCAAUGCCACUUUACCUCAUGAUGAUUAACAAGCAGGGGGAGUUUUGCUGUAAAGGUUUAUAACCACACACUAAACUAUGAAGACAAUGCAAAUAAAGGAUAUAUACAGUACCCGUCAAACUUUUGGACACACCUACUCAUUCAAGGGUUUUUCUUUAUUUUGACAUUUUUCUAUAUUGUAGAAAAACAGUGAAGACAUCAAAACUAUGCAAUAACACAUAGGGAAUCUUGUAGUAACCAAAGAAAUGUUAAUCAAGAUAUAUUUUAGAUUCUUCAAAGUAGCCACCCUUUGCCUUGAUGACAGCUUUGCAUUCUCUCAACCAGUUUCAUGAGGAAUGCUUUUCCAACAGUCUUGAAGGAGGUCCCACAUAUGCUGAGUAGUUGUUGGCUGCUUUUCCUUAACUCUGCGGUCCAACUCAUCCCAAACUAUCUCAAUUGGGUUGAGGUCGGGUGAUUGUGGAAGCCAGGUCAUCUGAUGCAGCACUCCAUCACUCUCCUUGUUCAAAUACCCCUUUCACAGCCUGGAGGUGUGUUUUGGGUCAUUGUCCUGUUGAAAAACAAAUGAUAGUCCCACUAAGCACAAACCAGAUGGGAUGGCCUAUUGCGGCAGAAUGCUGUGGUAGCUAUGCUGGUUAAGUGUGCCUUGAAUUCUAAAUAAAUCACAGACAGUGUCACCAGAAAAGCUCCAUCACACCUCCUCCUCCAUGCUUCAUGGUGGGAACCACAAGUGCGGAGAUAAUUAGUUCACCAACUCCCAAAAACACGGUACCAAAAACCAAGAAUUUGGAGUCAUCCAAAUAAAGGACAGAUUUCCACCACUCUAAUUUCCAAUGCUCCUGUUUCUUGGCCCAAGCAGGUCUAUACUUCUUAUUGGUGCCCUUUAGUAGUGGUUUCUUUGCAGCAAUUUGACCAUGAAGACCUGAUUCCCACAGUCUCCACUGAACAGUUGAUGUGGAGAUGUGUCUGUUACUUGAACUCUGUGAAGCAUUAUUUGGGCUGCAAUUUCUGAGGCUGGUAACUCUAAUGAACUUAUUCUCUGCAGCAGACGUAACUCUGGGUCUUCCUUUCCUGUGGUGGUCCACAUGAGAGCCAAUUUCAUUAUAGCGCUUGAUGGUUUUUGCGACUGCACUUGAAGAAAUGUUCAAAGUUCUUGACAUUUUCCGCAAUGACUGACCUUCAUGUCUUAAAGUAAUAAUGGAUGUCAUUUCUCUUUGCUUAUUAGAGCUGUUCUUGCCAUAAUAUUGACUUGGUUUUUACCAAAUAAGGCUAUCUUCUGUAUACCACCCAUACCUUGUCACAACACAACGGAUUGGCUCAAACGCAUUAAGAAGGAAAUAUAUUCCACUAAUUUACUUUUAACAAGGCACACCUGUUAAUUGAAAUGUAAGUGACUACCUCAUGAAGCUGGUUGAGAGAAUGCCAAGAGUGUGCAAAGCUGUCAUCAAGGCAAAGGGUGGCUAUGAUGAAGCGUUUGAAAUAUAGAAUAUAUAUUGAUUUGUUUAACACUUUUUUGGUUACUACAUGAUUCCAUAUGUGUUAUUACUUAGUUUUGAUGUCUUCAAUAUUAUUCUACGAGGUAGAAAAUAGUAAAAAUAAAGAAAAACCCUUGAAUGAAUAGGUGUGUCCAAACUUUUGACUGGUACUGUAUAUCUGUUAUUUCUUUAAACACUUUA